AUGUCGGUUCUUACUAUAAUAAUAACUUUGUUUUGUUUAUUAUUAAUUUUAUAUUGGAUAUCGACAAGAAAAUUCAAUUAUUGGCUAUCAAGAAACGUUAUUCAACCUGCACCACUGCCCCUGUUUGGUAAUUAUAUCGAUUAUAUUAUUUUAAGAAAGUCAAUUCAUGAAGUUGUUAGGGAUGUUUGUGUGAAAUUUCCUAAAGAACCUUAUAUAGGAGUGUACUAUGGUACAUUACCAACCUUAAUUGUUCAAGAACCAGAACUGAUCAAACAGAUUUUUACAAAAGACUUCUACUAUUUCAAUGGCCGCGAGGCAAGUGAAUAUAGUCAUAGAGAAGCGAUUACAAAAACCUUGUUUUUCACAAGCGGAGAUAGAUGGAGAGUUAUCAGACAGAAUCUGACACCGCUCUUCUCUUCAGCGAAAAUGAAGAAGAUGUUCUACUUAAUAGAAGAAUGCUCUAAUAUAUUUUUGAAGUUACUGGACGACGUAUCAGAAAUACCAAGUGUCGAGAUCAAAGCUUUGGUAGCACGGUACACAAUUGACUGCAUCGGAUCUUGUGGCUUUGGGAUCCAGACAAAAGCUAUGUUAGUUGAAAAGAAUAAUCCUUUCUUUGUGAUUGGGCAGAUGAUCUUCGAGGCGUCCAAUGUAAGAGGUUUUAAAAAUAUGGCACGCGCUGUAUGGCCAGAUUUAUUCUACAAACUAGGAUUUGAAUUAUUCCCUUCAGAACUCACGGAGUUCUUCGAUAAAUUGCUUAAAGACGUCUUUAAAGAGAGAAAUUACAAGGACUCUGGGAGACAUGAUUUCGUCGAUUUGGUCCUGAGUUUAAAACAAAAUAAACAUUUAGAUGGUGAUAGUAUUAAGAACUUGAAGGGAGGAACGGAGAAGUGUCUCAUAGAAGCAGACAAUGACUUCUUAAGUGCACAAUGUAUGUUAUUUUUCGCAGCGGGAUAUGAAACAUCCGCUACUACACUUAGUUUUUUGUUGUAUGAGCUGGCAAAAAAUUCAGAUAAACAAAGACGGGCGAUUGCAGAAGUUGACGAAUAUUUUAAGCGGCGAAAUAAAGUGGAAUACGAAUGUAUGUUUGAAACACCGUAUUUAGAAGCCUGCAUCAAUGAGACUUUGAGGCUUUACCCAGUUCUUGGUGUUCUUACAAGAGAAGUGGUGGAAGAUUUUAAACUACCUUCAGGUGUUUUAUUAAAUAAAGGAGUUCGUAUUCAUAUACCAGUGUAUUCCAUACACAGGGAUCCUAAGUAUUUCCCUAACCCAGAUGACUUUAUACCGGAAAGGUUUUUAGGCAAUGAAAAGGACAAUAUAAUACCGUUUACUUUUCUGCCGUUUGGAGAAGGGCCGAGAAUUUGUAUUGGAAUGAGAUUUGCAAAAAUGCAGGUGACAACUGGGUUAUUAACGAUCCUAAGGAAGUGUCAUAUCGGAUUGACUAAAGAUACAAUUACUAAAGUCGAUUUUGAACCACGCGCAAUAACAACACAGUGCGCUAAAGGGAUCCACUUGAAGUUUACACUCAGGUCAUAA
This is a messenger RNA of Pieris macdunnoughi, 1533 nucleotides long. NCBI's taxonomy places the organism in Eukaryota, Metazoa, Arthropoda, Insecta, Lepidoptera, Pieridae. The record is from the annotation of a GenBank genome assembly.